Anopheles stephensi (Asian malaria mosquito) is the source of this 5979-nucleotide messenger RNA. RefSeq names its product arginine-glutamic acid dipeptide repeats protein. The transcript has 12 exons. The coding region runs from base 1290 to 5336 and encodes 1348 amino acids. NCBI's taxonomy places the organism in Eukaryota, Metazoa, Arthropoda, Insecta, Diptera, Culicidae. The record is from RefSeq and is a predicted model, not a curated record.
UCAUUCGCUAGCGUACGGACGCACCGGUACGAGACGCGCGUUUAGCCUGGAGUUUGUGGAUUAGAUGUAACAAUUUUUUUUGUGAUUUUGUGAGUGUGCCGAGCUUCCAUCCAGUGCAUAUACCAGUGCGGUUCAGUGAACAGACUCUUACAACGGUAUUGUGAUUGAAGUAAACGAACUGCGACCGGGACAGGCCGUCAUGCCGACGACAGGAACGGGUUCGUCUUCUAUCGCUCGGUGACAUCGUUCGCAUUCGACCACCUAUCGUCUUCGUGCUCGGUACUUGGUGCUGUGGCUUAAAACAACAACAAAAAAAAGCGUUGAACCAUCGUAGAUAGAGAGUAAAUUAAAAUCAUAAUUGCCACCCAUCCGUCCCACAGUACGGCAAUGUCACUAGCGAUUUCCCAACGGAGAAGAGCCUCAAGUUGGCAAUCUUGAAAUGUGAUCACUACACAGGCGCAUAACGGGAAUUGGGCAGUGCUAACACAUCCGUACCUAUUUUGAGCUAGAUUGGGCGAGAGAUUUGAGUAGAAAUCGCACAUCGAACGCCACAACCGGACCGGGACACGAUAGUCCUCCCUGCCUAGCAAAUUUCCGGCCACAGUUUCUACCGCAACCGCAGCUGACCUUGAUCGGAGUAAGGAGCUCGGAGUCGUGUGCGAAAGUUGUCCGAAAGUGCGGAAAACAUAAAGAAACGCUCGACACACAAUAUAAAACCCAUCCCUCCAUAGGCCAGAUUGGCAAAAAACAAAAAACCCUCCGGGAAGAAAAAAAAAACAAUCAACAUUUUAUUUUACCAUUCGCCACGCGAAGAAAGCCUUUCGUGGAGGACAGUUUUCACGUGCGAGUGGGCUCCCGAACCAAGAUUAAUGGGACUGGAACUAAUUUCGAGCACGCAGCAGGGGAGGAAACGUUCCGCACAGAAAGGAAGCAAUUAAAGCCCGUUUACAUUAAAUAAGGGCCACGCGGUCGGAAAGUUCGCGACCAGGCGCUUUGGUUUCCCACCAGUUGUGAAAUCGCGCAAAAAGAACUAUCGAAAAUAACACAGACGUGAGACGAGCAGCAGCAGCAGCAGCAGCAAUCUAGUAGGAACGCCCAGAGCGGCUCUCGGAGUUGUCCCAAAAUCGGCGCUGGCCACCCAGUCGUGAGACAUCUGGACAAGCGUUUGUCUAUGUUGGGAGCAGGUGGUGUCGGGUCGGGUGCGUGUUGCAGAUGAGGAGGACUGGUUGAUCCAUUUUUGGCCCGGCUCAUUAUCAUCGUCGAAGCGCAGAGGAAUCGGCACACACGUUAUGACGGAAAUGGAAAGGAAAGUGGCGAUCAUCGUCAGCUAUCAGCUGCGAUUGCUUCUGCUCGUGGUGACUUUCGCCACCGCAAUCCAAAUCGAUAAUCGACUCGUACAGCCACAGCAUGAUUGUUUCGAGCGGAUAGCGCUCGGUGCGAUGCUGCCGUUUGAGAAAACGUUCCGGAACUCGGACACCAACUCGCUGAAGAUCUGCGAAACGCUAUGCCUGAACGACAAAGAAUGCCAAACGUUUGCCUUUGGAAUUUCCGGUCGGGGCAAUGGAACGUGUCAGCUGUCGGCGAACACAAUUGACGCAACUAAAUCGCGCCCGGUCGGAACCAUCUUCGAUCCGGACUUUGAUCUGUACGCCCGUAAAUACAACUGUUUUUUAGAUGGGCCCACAAACCCACCACCCAAACCGGGCGGCCUGGGUAUCUUCCCGAAUGGUGAACUCCAACCCGGUGGUAGUCCACCAAGACAGCCACCUCCUCCACCACCUACCGCACCACAACCCCCCAGCGGAGGUGCUUUCCCACCUCCGAGCAUUAUUGAUCGUCCCGGGCCACCCAUCUUUGGGCCUCCCGUAUCGUCAGCCGGAAUCGACGCACCAACCACCGCUAACGGUGGCUUUGUGGACACAUCACGACCAACCAGCGAAUAUGGUACUACUGCCCCGGGGACGACGUACGGACAAACCAAUGGUGAAACACUGCCCGAAACGACCGCUCCAGCUGAGGAGUUCUACAGCACGAAGGAUCAUUCGAACCCGACCGGAGGUAGUCCAUACCUUCCGACAAGUACAGCCGCCGGCCCACAGUACAAUGUAGCCACCGGUGAACGAUUGCCGCCCACGCAAAGCGGUGCGACAAUGCCCGAUCGUGAAAGUCCCACAAAAUAUCCGCCGGACUAUCGACCCACGUACGGUGGUAGUGGACCGGCGAAACCUGGCAACUAUCCGUACCAGUUCCCGAUGCUGUACGAAACGCACUAUCCCUUACCGAACGAUAAGAAUGGAUAUCCGGAGAUUUACGCCCAGAACGUACCGACACUCGACAACAAUUACCUUCGUCCGGAGUACGGUGGCACGAGUUUCGGACGACCGACCGCGUCUGGAGGAAGUACACCACCGGCAGCAGGACCCCCCGGUACAGGCUAUGGAGGCGUUCAACGACCAAGCUCGACCGGUGGUGGAAGUAGCUAUGGUGGUGCGAACAAUUCUGGACCCCAACGACCUAGCGGGUACGGUGGUGACAGCAACCCACCACAGCGUCCCUCAUCGCCAGCAUCGAGCGGGUACGGUGGACACCAGGUUCGCCCAUCGGCACAGGACCGACCCGAUACGGGACCGUCGGGAUAUGGUGUCGUUCGGCCUGCACCAGCACCACCAGUUCAGUCGGGACCUUCGGCAGGGGCAGGGUACAAUGUUCACGAGGACAAACUCGACCUUCAUCCACCAUCCAUCUCCAAGCGCCCUUGCUAUCGUCGUGUGCUGGCCGGAAAGCGUGUCGCCCCGCACUGGGUACGAAGAACGCUGAUCUGCGAGCGUGUAGAAGACUGUCAGCGAGAAUGUGGCGAUGAAAGGCGUUUCUCGUGCGAAGGGUUCAACUAUCGGUUGGAUCCUACCGGCCGUGGACAGGGUGAUUGUGAGUUGAUCGAUCAACCACUUUCGCAGAUCGAUCUGUACUCGAGCCCCCAUCAACGUGACUCGAACCUUAUUCGUGAUCCUGAUUAUGAUUACUACGAGCGCGAUCGUAGUGCGACAGCAAACUGUCGACCAAGCUGUAAGGACUGCAUGGUCAAACCUUUCCGUCCGGCGCUGGAGUUCGUUCGACCGACCACAUAUCGACCACAUCAUCCCGAGAGCUACAAGCCGUAUCCUUCGGAGCAGCACCCGUACGAGGAGGACCAUCGGUACAAACCGGUCAUCACGGCCAUCGAUAAGUAUCGACCACCGAUGUACUCUAGCCGACCGGAAUACGAACGUUACAGCCCCUCGUCUAGCUACUACCCUCCUCCACCACCACCACCACCUUCAGCACCGUUGGACUCCUAUCGUCCGGCGCUAUCUUACAAGCCACAGUACGGCAGCGAAAUCGAUCGUUACGGUACGUUAGACCAUAGCUUCUUCAAACCAUACGAAACCCGUCCCGACUAUCCGAGACCCAUCCACCAUGAAGACAUUCGACCAGUUCACCGUCCACGCCAUCCGUACGAGGACCGUGAUCCACCGCCACCACCACCGGCAGCUCCACCACCAUCACACAUCUCCACCGUCCAGCAGUACGGCAACAAACCGAGCACGUUCAUUCCGUACCUGAUCGGUCAGAACAUUCACAAGAACGGUGGCAUUUACGGUGGUUCGUACGGGCCAUCGUUUAAUACCGAUUCGUACAAAUCGAUUUCAGACUAUUGGGGUUUGCGGAACGAGAUCAAACGCUACGACAGCCCGUCGUUCAACUACUUUGAGCUGCGAAAUGAUCAUCACUUUGACGAUAAUAAUGUGUGGAGCUAUGGUGGCAGCAAGUAUGGGUACGAGGACGAUCACCACCCGGUACAUCCGUACGUAGAACAUCGGCCAGGCUUUGGUCAGCAGUGGAUACGGCGACCGAGUCACGAAGAGUGCUCCGUUAAGUCGAGCGAAGGAUUCCGUCUGCACAAGGGUGUGGUAAAGUACGCACUGAACACGCCCACGGUGAUUGAGUGUGAACGGAUGUGCUUCUCGGAAAGCCGGUUCCGGUGUCACACGUUUAGCUACCGCUACUCGGCAGUGUCCCGCGAGAACUGUCUGCUCUGUGAUCGGCCGUUUAAUUUGCUGGACUUUUAUGCGGAUCUGGAACCGGAUCGGGAUUACGAUAUCUACUCGAUGAGCGAUGACGCCAAGACCUGCCAUCCGGAGCUUAGUCAUCCCAGGAGGGAUUAUAAUGCGCAAUGCUUCAUACGUGUUAUUGAUUCAGCACGAUUCUUCAAAUCGAUCGUUCGCGACUCGCUGACGGUUCGAUCGAUUGGAGAGUGCGAGCUGGAGUGUAUCAAGGCGUCCAAGUUUACCUGCCGCGCGUUUACGUACAGCUUUGGACCGAACAGUGUGAACGCGGUGAUCGACAACUGUCAGCUUUCCGAUUGGCCCGUGCGCGAUAUGGACAAAGAUCGACAUCUGGUGCCGGACGAAAGCUUCGAUGUGUUCGAACGUGCCAGCUAUGGACAAGGUUGCGAGAUUCAGCCCAUCAUCGACGAUAAACAUAACAAAAAGUUCUGCUAUCUGGGGUAUGGAUCUCCGGCGAAGCUGCUUUCCUCCGCCAUCAAGAAGGUUACCUCGGUUAAUACGGAGCUGGAUUGCAAAAAUGAGUGUGUACGUUUGCGCGAGGCCACCCAUUUCAAGUGUCUCUCGUUCAGUUUCAGCUCCCAAGCGUCAACGUACAACUGCGAGAUGUCGGAUCUGGACCAGAGCGAACUGAAGCUGGGCGUGCAUUAUGCACACACGAACGAUCGCGACUUUUGGCUGUUCGCCUGGAAUCCGUUCGACUACACGUGCCGCGAUAAGAUCACGACCAUUAGCGGCGGCACCCGGAUGAAUCACGACCGCCGAAUAGACAUCCUCCGCGAACCGGGUGAUGGAAGUCGGCGUCAGUAUACCGUCUCGGGAAAGCCCUGCCGCAUCGGUACCAAAUGCGAGCGAAACAAGAUCACAGGAUUUUACUCCUGCGAGAUAGAGGGUGGUGAGAUUGGUUCAUGGGAUUAUUGCUGUAAGGCCGAACACCCUUGCGGCUACUCGCAAGGGUUCGACUAUCCAUGGUGCUUCGUGGGUGAUGCCCCAGAUCAGUGGCGCAAGUGCAGCGAUAAGUACUUCCCCAAGAAACAGCACGAUUCGCGUUAUCAAAACAAGGAUAAAAAGGGUGAAAUCUAUCAGCCACCACCGAAGCCGGGAGGAUUGAGACAUCUGGACGGUGUGACCGCACCGGCCGAACUUUGGCCCGUCACCUACCUGUACGAGAAGGGUCCGCCGAACGCGACCGAGAUCAGCAACCAUGUGAUCGACUGCAAGAAGGACAAGUGCUAGGGAUGAAGGAAUCGGGCAACUGCCAGGCAACAGACAAUCGAACUCAUACUCAUAAUGCAUCCGGCCAAACGCGCCCCGAGGCGCUACGAGCACAUUUAAUGUAAGGGCGCUAAGCAUUGAAAGAUUGUAGUAAUUAAUGGUAAUUGAAGAGUAAUGCUGACUGCACUACCCAAGUGCAAGUACGACGAGGGACAAUCGCGAGCGUCGGUACACCGUACUUCGCCGUCUUUUGGAGUAAGGAAGCUUAGCGUGUUAAGUUUAGGAGCAUAGCUAUAUCGACUUUAGUACACCUUCGUCCAGGUAUAACCGUUUGUCAGACAGCUCUCUCGGAAUCGUAAUUUCCUUCGCUCAGUAACGAAACCUCUGCGUCACCUUUCUGACUACAAAAUCUGAAACGUCCAUCGCCGUUUUUGUGCAUGGACCAGCGUGCGAAGUAUAGCAAACACACCAGGUAAGCGGAAUGUCCGCUCGUCUGGGCUGUGAUAGGAAGAAAACGCAGAGGGCUUCCUGGUAGAGGGUGGACUUUUGUGAAUGGAAUUUUAAAUAUUUAUUGUAAUGCUUAAAAAGUUGUAAUGUGUAAUGGAUGAUGAGCUAAUGGUACAACAAUUCUAUAAUAAACUUAGUCGACAGUUCAAACAGCACA